UUUCGAUCAAAUUCAUAAUUCGCCCAUACCCAGCCGAAUUUGAAAUCGUAGAAGCUAUAAUAGGUCAUAUAUAUAAAAAAUUGAAUUCAAACCCGAACACGCCCAUUAACACUCCCGGGCAAGACCCGCCCAAAUUGUCAUAUGCGGUAGUAAUUGGUGUAGAAUACUCAAUAGUUCGUGUGUAAGGUCGCCGAUUCACUCCAACCUUCCUCAAAUUAGUAUGUGUAUAUAUGCACAGACUACUUCCUUCUUCCUCGCUCUCUCUCUCCCUAUUUCUAUAAUUUUCUCCCUCUCUCCUUCUCUCCUCCUCUCAAUACACUACUGUUCCUUCAUGCGUUUUUUUCUUCAUUCAUUUCGGUAAUCCUCCAUUCCUUUACUUCAAUGCGGAAUUACCUUCAGGCGUAGGCGUAGGCCUAUUCAUCUGCAAGUUCGUGAUUCUGUGAUAGUACGAAAACCUACUGUCGUCGUCUGCUGCGAACUGCAAUCACAAUGUCAGAACCUCUCGAACGACCAGUCAGGCCAAGUCAGGAGAAAAUUGAGGCGGACAAUCUGGAGGAUGAGAGGAAGACUCGGAUAGGAUCUCUGAAGAAGGCGGCCAUUAGCGCGUCAAACAAAUUCAGGAAUUCUCUGAGCAAGCGGAGGCGGAACAGCAGCAAAGUGAUGUCGGUGGUGUUGGAAGACGAACACGACGCUGAGGAAGUGCAGGCCGUCGAUGCAUUCCGCCAGGCGCUCAUUCUCGAAGAAUUACUGCCAGCCAAACACGACGACUAUCAUAUGCUACUCAGGUUUCUCAAGGCAAGAAAGUUCGACAUAGAGAAAACAAAGCAAAUGUGGUCCGACAUGCUCCAAUGGAGGAAGGAAUUUGGCGCCGAUACUAUCACUGAGGAUUUCGAUUUCAAGGAGAGAGACGAGGUGAUGAAAUACUACCCACACGGUCAUCACGGGGUCGACAAGGUAGGCAGGCCAGUUUACAUCGAAAGGCUCGGCAUGGUCGAUCCAACCAAGCUAAUGCAGGUGACCACAUUGGAUCGUUACAUUCAGUACCAUGUUAAGGAGUUCGAGAGGACCUUCAUCGACAAGUUCCCCUCUUGCUCGAUCGCAGCCAAGAAGCACAUUGAUCAGAGCACAACAAUUUUGGAUGUACAAGGAGUCGGCCUGAAAAAUUUCAGCAAGUCCGCAAGGGAGUUGAUUCAACGGCUACAGGCCAUUGACGGCAACAAUUAUCCCGAGACACUUUGCCAGAUGUUCAUUAUCAAUGCCGGCUCAGGGUUCCGGUUGUUGUGGAACACUGUGAAGUCGUUCCUCGACCCCAAGACUACUCAAAAGAUUCAUGUUCUGGGAAACAAAUAUCAGAGCAAGCUACUUGAGAUGAUCGACGCAAGUGAGCUCCCAGAAUUCUUAGGCGGGACGUGCACCUGCGAUGACAAGGGCGGAUGCAUGAUGUCCGAUAAGGGUCCUUGGAACGAUCCGGAGAUCAUGAAGCUGGUCCGAGAAGGCGCUCAUAAAUGCUCAAACAGAUCAGCCUCUGCCUCUGCGGACGAGAAAACGGUCUCAGAAGACGAACCUGCUGCGCCUAUGUCUAAGAGUAUCAAGAAAACCGUAUCCUUCAGCAUGACGGCCAACGGGAGUGAAAAACCCGCACAUUCACAGCUUCCUCCCGUCAAAGAAGAAGAACCCAAAGACUACACAAAGGCGCAGGCUGAGCCACAGCCUAAAAUCGAGUCCUUUGCAACAGCUGCUACAACAGCUCUUGCAGCAGAAAAGGCCAUCACUCCAGCAAUGUGGCCACAAAGCAUCGACAACUUCCCUCUUUCCAAAGCCUCCGAUUUCCUAAAGCUGACGGAUGCGAACAGCAACCAUCUCUUUACAGGAGUACUAACAUUCGUGAUGGGAGUGGUGACAAUGGUGCGCAUGACGCGCAACAUGCCAAAGAAGCUCACCGACAACCCGGCUGACCUCUACGCGGGUGCUAUGGGCAGAGGGGACGACAUGAUGAAGAGCCGGGCGCGCUCGUACGAGUCGGCCGAGGCAGCUGUGUCGAGAGCAGACUACCUGAUAUUGAUGAAGAGGAUGAACGAGCUAGAGGAGAAGGUUAAUAUCAUAGCCAACAAGCCGACGGGCAUGCCGCCGGAGAAAGAGGAGUUGCUCAACAAUGCAUUGAGCCGCAUAGACUCGUUAGAGCAGGAGCUUUCAGAAGCCAGAAAGGGUUUGGAGCAAUCCCUGUCUCAACAAGCAGAGCUGAUUGCGUACAUUGAGAAGAAGAAGAAGAAGAAAAAGUUCUUCGCAUUCUAGUGCAGAUAUUCUUAGAGAGAGAAAGGGUAAGUUUUUUGGGUUUUGGUAGUUGGUUGGCUAGUUAAGUUAGUGUACAAAGUUCCAUCUACAAACUUGACAUGGCUAGACUAACACCAAUAUGCAUAUCCUUCUAUGUGUGUUGUGCAAGCACGAGUUUUGUGUAAUUAGUGCUUGUGUGGAUCGGAUAAGACCGGGGAACCAAUGCUUAUAUAUAUUACUCCU
Messenger RNA from Andrographis paniculata, 2514 nucleotides. RefSeq names its product phosphatidylinositol/phosphatidylcholine transfer protein SFH12-like. Lineage: Eukaryota; Viridiplantae; Streptophyta; Magnoliopsida; Lamiales; Acanthaceae. Bases 490 to 2292 code for a protein of 600 amino acids. The record is from RefSeq and is a predicted model, not a curated record. The transcript is spliced from 14 exons.